This is a messenger RNA of Petromyzon marinus (sea lamprey), 2612 nucleotides long. RefSeq names its product tyrosine-protein kinase HCK-like. Lineage: Eukaryota; Metazoa; Chordata; Hyperoartia; Petromyzontiformes; Petromyzontidae. Gene Ontology annotation, biological process: protein phosphorylation. Gene Ontology annotation, molecular function: protein tyrosine kinase activity; protein binding; ATP binding. The record is from RefSeq and is a predicted model, not a curated record.
UGCCACUCGGGGCGUGUCCCUGGAGGGUGACGUUUCCCUCGCUUCAUCUCUGUGUGCUCCAGUGCCCGGGUCCAUUCACUCUUUCACUUAUUGGGCGCCAGUGGAGGAAGUUCACCCAACAGUGUAUUCAAUUAUCCGUGUUCCCGCUUCCGAAUGGGAAACCAAAGUGCUUAGGAGCCAAUUGGCUUAGGGUUUAACUUGACUUUCACGAUUUAAGAAACUGCCAACAAGCAUUUUAACAAAGGCCUGAAAAGGCUUGUUGCUCUGUAGUAUCCUGGAACCAUCAGGGUCCUGCUAGGCAGGCCAAUUUUAUUUGUGUUAGCCUGGUGUGUAAAGAGUUGAGACUGGAGCAGGACUGUGGAUUGUUGAAGAGCGUCGUCUGCCUGCUCCACAACAUGGUAUUGGGAUAUUUAUAAGAGCAGGUGUGAUUGGCAGAAUGGGCUGCAGUCAAAGUGCAGAGGUAGAGGACUACUCUGCCUCCGAUGUGAACAAGUAUGUGGACAUGCACUUGCAGAGGCUGUCCUCGGCUCUCCAGCAACAGAACAGCACUGCGGAGGCCAAACCAGUCGAUGUGGAUGGGCUGCUGGUGGUCGCCUUGUAUGACUACGACCCAAUCCAUGCUGAUGAUCUGUGCUUCAGGAGGGGUGACCAGUUGGUCAUCGUUGAAGAGGGCAAUGACUGGUGGAAAGCCAGGUCAGUGGCGACAAAGAAGGAGGGAUACAUCCCCAGCAAUUUUGUGGCCAAAGUGAACUCCAUUGAAAAGGAAGAGUGGUUUUUUAAGGGAUUAAGUCGGAAGGAUGCAGAGCGGCAGCUGCUGCUUUGUGGAAACAAGAUUGGUUCUUAUUUAAUUCGGGACAGCGAGACCAACAAGGGUUCCUAUUCCCUGUCCGUGCGAGACCACAUCGUGGAAGUGGGUGACACUGUCAAGCAUUACAAGAUCCGGACACUCGACAAAGGAGGCUACUUCAUCACAUCUCGCAUCACCUUCCACACUCUCCAAGAGCUGGUCGUCUACUACCACCAGCAAGCUGACGGGUUGUGCCAGAAACUCGGCAAGCCCUGCAUUGCGAUUCAGCCACAAAAGCCGUGGGAGAAGGACGCAUGGGAAAUUCCACGAGAAUCGAUCAAGCUGGAGAAGAAGCUGGGAGCUGGCCAAUUUGGGGACGUGUGGAUGGGGGUGUACAACAAGAAGACCAAGGUGGCAGUGAAGAUGAUGAAGCCAGGCAGCAUGGCCCCACAGGCCUUCCUGGAGGAGGCCAACCUCAUGAAGACACUGCAGCAUGACAAGCUGGUACGGCUGCACGCCGUGGUGACAGACGAGCCCAUCUUCAUUGUCACCGAGUACAUGGAGAAGGGAAGCCUGCUGGACUUUUUGAAAACUUCAGAAGGAAGCCGUCUAAAGCAACCAAAGAUGAUUGAUAUGUGUGCGCAGGUAGCAGAAGGAAUGGCUUUCAUCGAAGAUAAAAACUACAUCCAUCGAGAUUUGCGAGCUGCCAACAUUCUUGUCAACGUGAACUUGGUUUGCAAGAUCGCAGAUUUCGGAUUGGCCAGGAUUAUAGAGGACAAUGAAUACACCGCACGGGAAGGAGCCAAGUUUCCCAUCAAGUGGACAGCACCUGAGGCUAUAAACUACGGUUCCUUUUCCAUCAAGUCCGAUGUCUGGUCCUUUGGAAUCUUGCUUACGGAAAUGGUCACCUUUGGACGGAUCCCCUACCCAGGCAUGACCAACCCGGAGGUGAUCCGCAGCCUGGAGCGAGGCUACCGCAUGCCCAAACCGGACAACUGCCCGUGCGAGCUCUACAGCAUCAUGCAGGAGUGCUGGCGUCAGAAGCCAGAGGAGCGACCCACCUUCGAAUACCUUCAAAGCCUCCUGGAGGAUUUCUACACGGCCACUGAGCUGCAGUACCAGCCACAGCUCUGACCGACGGGAUAUUUCUACGCGAGGGACUGUGGCCAGUAGCAAAAAAAAAACAGGCGUCAAAAUCCUCGUUAUAUUCAAACUGGUUUCAAUACGGCUUCGGGAAUUUUGUAGUUAAGUUGGUUGGUACCACUGACCCCUGAUGCGUAUGUUUAAUUCUUCUAUGGUUUUUUUCUGUCGUGUCAGGUAAUGUUUGCGUGGGGAAAAGUCCAGAUGCUAAAGUCGUAUAGUGCCCGUCUAAGACCGGUUUCAUGUUUUAUGACUAUGGUUUCCAUGAACAGAAGAAGCUUAAAAGUUUUUUUUUAUAUGAACAUUUGUAAUAUAUAUUUUUCAAAGUUAUAUGUCACCUUGCUUGCAUGGCCAGAGAUUAGAUGACAAGCUUCGCGCAGUGUUUUUAAAAUAACUUUCCAGAAUUUUUAGAUAAUUAAAUGUAUAUUUCAUACAUUCUUCACAAAACAGUUGUUUUGAUCGAUAAUAUUAACUUGCUACGAAGUAAUAUUUGGAGGCGAGUCAAAACUUGUUUAUUUUACUGUUGUGUAAUACAGUACUGUUCUUUUGUUUUUCAAAUUAUUGAGACCCACCUUGAUUGAGUGUGAAUUUAUCCUAGGAGGUUUGUUUUGUACAUAUUGGUAAGGGUCCUGUGUUGUUGUGUGCCUUCAUUUUAUGAUCUGUACAUAAAGCAGUUUCAAAGAUU